Pollicipes pollicipes is the source of this 2761-nucleotide messenger RNA. Its product is annotated as 4-trimethylaminobutyraldehyde dehydrogenase. The transcript is spliced from 9 exons. Gene Ontology annotation, molecular function: oxidoreductase activity, acting on the aldehyde or oxo group of donors, NAD or NADP as acceptor. Lineage: Eukaryota; Metazoa; Arthropoda; Thecostraca; Pollicipedomorpha; Pollicipedidae. The record is from RefSeq and is a predicted model, not a curated record. The coding region runs from base 230 to 1780 and encodes 516 amino acids.
CCGUUUUGGCUGCUCGUAUGAAGUGUAAUGUUGUACAUUAAACUAAGCGUAGAGGGCUACGUCUAAAAAAGUUGUAACCUGUUUUAAUCUGAUAACACAAUCUAACGUUUUAAGAUCAUUGAUCUGUAGUCAGUUCCGGAAAAGUAUCACAUAUAGAGGGCGUACUUAUCGUAUUUGAUCAACUCCUCAGGCGGCCCCGGUUCCUCUCCGUCGCCGUGCCGGAAUACUAAUGAUUGUGGGUGCCGCGACCAAGACGCUUCGUUGUCUAACAACUACAGUGAAAAUGCAGAAAUUUGUAUGUACGUCAAUCCAAGAACCGCUGAAUUUUAUAUCCAACAAGAGGUGUGCUCCAGCUGACAAAUUCAAUGAAGUGGAUAACUUAGAACCAGCAACCGGCAAGGUUUUGCUUCAGUUUGCAAGUUCCGCACAGAAUGAAGUGAAUCGAGCUGUCAAGGCUGCAAAGGAGGCACUGCCAGCAUGGAGUGCUCUGACUGCCGCCGAGCGUGGAGUUUUCCUGAAGAAGGCUGCCACCAUCAUCGAGGAGAAUCUGGAAGACAUCGCGCAGAUGGAAGUGAAGGAUUGUGGCAAACCCAUCUGGGAGGCCAGGAUUGAUGUGCAAUCUGUCGCCGACACAUUGAACUACUUCGCUGGUGUUACGCCGGAAGCUAUGAAAGGAACAUAUCAGCCACAACCAGGAGGCUCGUAUGCUCUGGUCCAGCGGGAGCCAGUUGGUGUCUGUGUGGGAGUUGGGGCUUGGAACUACCCGAUCCAGACCUGCGUCUGGAAGACGGCUCCGGCGCUGGCCUGCGGUAAUACGUUCGUGUACAAGCCGUCACCCCUCACCCCGGUGACCGCUGUGACCUUGGGCGAGGCUUUGGCCGCGGCCGGCGUGCCCCCAGGCGUCUACGGAGUUGUUCAGGGCGAGGGCGAGACGGGCCACCUGCUCUGCUCGCACCCGGACGUCGCCAAAGUCUCCUUCACCGGCUCCGUCGGCACCGGCAGCAAGAUCAUGGCCGACGCCGCGCGCGACAUCAAGAAGGUGACCAUGGAGCUGGGAGGCAAGUCGCCGCUCAUCAUCUUCGAAGACGCUGACCUCAAGAACGCCGUGAGGGGCGCCAUGCUGGCCAACUUCCUGUCGCAGGGCCAGGUGUGCAACAACGGCACUCGCGUCUUCGUGCACGCGUCCAUCAAGGAGCGCUUCACGGCCGCCCUGGUGGAGGCCGCCGAGAAGCUGAAGGUCGGUGAUCCGCUCAAAGAGGACACCACCGUCGGCGCCACUGUCUGCCGGCAGCAGUUCGACAAAGUGAUGGGAUUCAUCGAGCGCGCCAAGAAAGAGGGCGGCCGCGUGCUGUGCGGAGGCGAGCGCGUCACGCUGCCGGGCGAGCUGGCGGGCGGCUGCUACCUGCGCCCGUGCGUGGUCGCGUGCCCGCGCGACGACAUGGAGCUGGUGCGUGAGGAGGUGUUCGGCGCCGUGCUGGCGCUGCUCGAGUUCACCGACGAGGAGGACGUGGUCCGGCGCGCCAACGACACGCGCUACGGCCUGUCCGCCGGCAUCUUCACACGGGACCUGUCGCGCGCACACCGCGUCAUGGCGCGCCUGCAGGCGGGCGCCUGCUUCGUCAACACCUACAACGUGAUGCCGGUGGGCGUGCCGUUCGGCGGCUACAAGAUGUCCGGCUUCGGGCGCGAGAACGCCGUGGAGGCGGUGCAGAGCUACACCCAGCUCAAGUCCGUGUACGUCGAGACCGGCGAUGUGGACGCCGCGCCGCUCUGCACAUAGGUGGCGCCGGGGGUGGCCGCGCGGACGGUGUUCGCGCGCGCGUGGCAGAGCGCCGCAGAUCUGGGACCAGUCGGGGUGUAGUGAUAGUCGCCGAGCUGAUAUUACGGUUGCUUGCCAGUGCGAGGGACGCGUUAGAAUGAGGCUGGAGGAGGAAUCUUCCGGGGUUUAACCCUCGUGGCAGACACAGGGGUGAUAGGGGUUGGUAGCAGCAGAGCGUAACUCGGGUUGUGCCCGCCGAGAGAGGCGUGGCAGACUAACAUAUCAUGGGCUAGUGGGCUGCUAACGACAUGUAAUGGCGGGCGGUCUUGUACCUGCCGGUACCAUAGGCUGCCGCUGUAAUUGCUGCAGCCGAGAGCAGUAACCGAGGGAGGUGUAGGUUGCCCGGGCCUCCGCGGUACCGGAGGGCUCGUCAGUGUCCACCCGGAUCUGACACCGCUUUCGGCCCGGCCUGGGGCCGCGGGUCGGUACGAUUUGCUCGCGGCGGCAGUGCUCGCAGCGUCGCGGGCACUGCCGCCGCGAGUCGCGUGAGCGAGCGGCACGGGUCGUGCCGCUGGGCUUGAGGUUCGGCCGGUCGGGACGAGUCGUCGGCUGCCUUGCGCUGUGAUCCGAUGAAGGGUCUGCGAUACAUUCCGGCAGUGGAAAUGCCUUCCUGGACGCGCCUGUAGUGGAAACUGCUUUGUAAACGCUCUGGUUAGCCCUGCAGCGUUGUUUGCUUUUGAUGUCUUUAUUGUCGCCGUGCUUGCGCGAUCGUGUUACUGUAACGCAACGUGUGUUAUGAACUUCAGCGAGACGGUGCUCGUGCCGCGCCGUGCAGCGCACUCCGCGACUCGCGCCGGUUGCUAUGUGGGUCUCCUGGCGGCGGAGCCUCCUGCGCUGGCAUCAGAAUCUGCCCGCUCUGACGAGGGUGGUGAGCCCUCUGAUGCGCCAGAAUCCGUACUCAAGGCUGUAUGUCCGUCUGUGCAAUACACUGAUCCGGAAGCC